Molecule: messenger RNA, 1207 nt
Organism: Gossypium raimondii (Peruvian cotton)
Lineage: Eukaryota; Viridiplantae; Streptophyta; Magnoliopsida; Malvales; Malvaceae
Product: probable membrane-associated kinase regulator 3
Exons: 1
Coding region: 87-812 (241 amino acids)
Cellular component (GO): plasma membrane
Molecular function (GO): kinase inhibitor activity
Source: RefSeq, a predicted model, not a curated record
UUUCCUCAUCAAUUUCCAAGAAACAAAGAGAACUUUUCACCAUUGUUAUUCUCUUUUGAGUUUUUGACAAAUCAAAACAAAAAGAUAUGGAAACAACCCAAGCUUCAUAUAACAAUGGAGAUGAAGAAGAUUAUAUAGAUAUAGAGGUAAGUUCAUCAUCUUCAAACUUGUUAUUUUACCCUAUAACCUCACCACCAUCACCACAAUUUGAGUUUCAAACAUGUUCAUCAUUUUAUGGUGAAAUUGCUUCAACAACUUCACCAGCUGAUGAACUCUUUUAUAAGGGAAAGCUCCUUCCCCUUCAUCUUCCUCCUCGUCUGCAAAUGCUUCAAAGUUUACUUCAAACUGAAGAACAUUGCUCAUAUAUGGCUUCUUCUUCAUCAUCUGGUUUCAUUGGUAAUAACUUGAAGAAAUCUUGGUGUAGGAAACUUAAGCAAAUCAAACAGUCCACAAUAACACAAAAGCUUAAGUCUUUGUUUAAUAAAUCUGGGUGUUCAUAUGAAUGUUGUUGUGUUAAAGCAAGUGUGAAUACAAAUGGUAGCCACAGGAGGUCUUUUUCUGGUGUAAUUCAAAGGUAUUCUACACCAAUAAUGUCUUUAUCAACAUCAUCUUCUUCAUCAAGUUCUUCAUCAUCAUCAUCAUUUUCUUUCGGUUCGAGCGGAUUUGGAGAUUUGCAUUUGUUGAAACGAAGCAAUAGUUCGAAUUCAGAGGUCGAGAGUUCAAUACAAGGAGCCAUUGUUCAUUGUAAGAUGUCUCAAAAGCUUUCUAGUUCAAAAGAAAAAAAAAUGCAAAAUGAACUUUGGGGUUUGUAGCGAAGUUAAAUCAUUUUUUGGGGUUGAACUUAGAAUUUUUUCACAUUGGGGCUUAAAAAUUUUUUUUUGUUGAAGUUAAUCAUUGAAAAUCCUAAAGUUUGGGUCCAACUUUAGGACUUAACUUGAACAAAAAAAAAUUUAAUCGCCAAUGUUGAAAAAAAUUUGUCAAAUUCAAACCCUAAAUAAUGAUUUAACCUUUGCAAAGAAUUUGAAUAGGUAUUCCAUUUGUAGUGUCAUAUUGAACUUUCCUAUAUGAGAAAAUUUAUCAAAUUCAAACCCUAAAUAAUGAUUUAACUCUUUAGAGAAGAUUUAAAUAUUAUUUUUUGUAUUUCUUUGGAAGUGAGUGUGAUUUUGUAGGGUCAUAUUGAAGUUAUUUUGCUGAAAUAUUAGUAGAC